CUCCCUGCAAGUCUUUCCAGUACUUGAGAGAAGAAUCCAUCCCCAGUUAAUGCUGUAGAUGACGAAUCAUUAAAGGCGGAAAGAGAUUGACAAUACUUUUUAGAACUUGGACUACAAUGGAGUUAAAAGAAAUUUACUUCCCUUGAUUGGAGGAUGGAAUGCCAAAAUGUCUGCUAUGUGGACUCUCAACAAGCUGAGAGACAGAUUUGAGGAUUUAAGAUGCAUCAGACAGGAUGUCCCAUUCUCUGAAAAUGGGCCUCAGAACACUGCACUUCAGGGGCUACUCAUGAUUCUGGGAGAAAUUCCUGCUGAUCAGCCAACUGAUUCUGGCCCCUGGGAGAAGUCUUGCUGCCUAGCAGGAUAAGCUAUCUGCCUGAAGUACUGCUGGGAAUAUUGACAGUAUUGCUGCUGCUGUUGCUGAGCUCCAUAAUGAUGACUUUUAACUUCUGGUGUAACCCCCAAUGAACAUACAGUGGCCGGAGAGUCCUUAAAGGAAUGCAGCAUCUCAUUAGUCUUUUUGGAAAACAAGAACUGACCAUCGAAGGAACAGCUCAGCUGCCAGCAAAAGCAGGUGCUCUCACCGUAUCUGAGCUCCAGAGGAAAUAUUUAGGAAAUGGAAAACCUGAUGCUUGGCUACCGUUCCUGUAAAGUUAUCUGGACACUGCUUAUAACAAUUUUAGGCUAUACCAGCUGUCUGCCUGUGGGUGAUGAUUCUGUUUGCACAGCAGAGGAAGUUGCUAAGUACAGCAUAGCCUUUGUAGGGAAAUGGAGUCAGGCUGCUUUCCCUAAGCAGUAUCCCCUUUAUAGGCCUCCAGCACAAUGGUCUUCCUUGCUAGGUGUUACCCAUAGUUCUGACUAUACCAUGUGGAAAAAGGAUGAAUAUGCCAGCAAUGGUGUGCGUGAUUUUGCUGAAAAGGGUGAAGCAUGGACAUUAAUGAAGGAAAUAGAAGCAGCUGGAGAAAAAAUUCAAAGUGUGCAUGGAAUCUUCUCAGCUCCUGCCAUUUCCAGUGGUACAGGACAAACCUUCACGGAAUUAGAAGCACAUUCAAGACACUCCUUAGUUUCUUUUAUUGUACGAAUUGUGCCUAGCCCUGAUUGGUUUGUGGGUGUUGACAGUCUAAAUCUAUGUGAAGGAGAUCAUUGGAAAGAACAAGAAACAGUAGAUCUUUUUCCAUAUGAUGCUGGAACAGACAGUGGUUUCACAUUUUCCUCACCAAACUUUGCCACUAUUCCACAGGAUACUGUUACAGAGAUCACUUGUUCCUCUCCAAGUCACCCAGCAAACUCAUUUUAUUAUCCCAAGCUAAAAAGUUUGCCACCUAUUGCUCGAGUAACCAUUGUAAAACUUAAAAGAAACCAGCUGGGUCUUCCUGGUUCUCAGCCUAACCUGACUGCUGUAGGCAAUGAAAUAGAUGACUCUGUCUCAGAAACACCAUUGGACUGUGAGAUUUCACUGUGGUCUUCCUGGGGUCUUUGCAGAGGUACUUGUGGAAAGAUAGGGACCAAAACAAGAACUCGUUAUGUACGCCUUCAACCUGCCAAUAAUGGAACUCCUUGUCCAAAUCUGGAUGAAGAAACAGAAUGUGAACCAGACAAUUGUAUCUGAAAUCUCCUUUCCAAUGGAAUUUAGAUCAUUUAAAUUAAGGUUAGAUUUAGUUGACUCUAUACUCCAUGUCAGUCACUAUUCCUUAUAAUUCAGGUAUGUUGUAAUGUUUUAUUGAAAUGUUUAAUUAGACUGAUGCUGAUUUUAUUGUUUGAUAUCAAGAGUUUUUUUUAAUUACUUAAUUUUAGUCCAACAGUUCUUGAUCAUUUACAGGGAAAACAAAACAAAAUCCACUGAAUCCAUUCCUUCCUACAAAUAUUGUGUAAGUUCUUGCAGUGCCAUCUAGUGGCAGAAAAGAAAUUUUUGAUAUACUGCACAGUUCAUUUAUGUUAACAAAUCUUUUGAAUACAAUCCAGAUUAUCACAUACAUUCUUAAAUAUUAGAAUUUGUAGAUUUAAAUUUGUUUAUUUAUACCUAUAAAGCUAAUUAUUAUG
Molecule: messenger RNA, 2037 nt
Organism: Mauremys reevesii (Reeves's turtle)
Lineage: Eukaryota; Metazoa; Chordata; Testudines; Geoemydidae
Gene: SPON2
Product: spondin 2
Exons: 10
Coding region: 614-1606 (330 amino acids)
Biological process (GO): cell adhesion
Cellular component (GO): extracellular matrix
Source: RefSeq, a predicted model, not a curated record